GCGGAAACGUCCCUAACGUCCGUUUCUGGUCAAUAAGUUCAAGUCCGAAUUUUCAUGCUGCUCAGCCUUCUCUCAUCAUUGCCCAUUUACAAUGGAACCUGCGUUACCCACGAAGUUGAGUGAAAUCCCACAGAAGAAUAUACCCCUUAAAGUAAGAGUAGCAGGACGUGUAUCUUCAUACGACGUCAAAUCAGCCACAAUGGUUCUCAGGGAUGAAGACGAAAGUGUUCUCAUAGACAUUUCUCUCUGUCUUGACCCUUUCAAGUCUUACUCAUGGCUUCGAGAAACUAAUGCACCGGUGAUGGUCGUGGGCUAUCUGGAGCGAGUACCGGUCUCACGCAAGACUCGCACGAAAGGUCAACUUCUAGACAGCACCAAAGAUAUCAUCCUACGUGCCCUGUUAGUUCGAGAAGCCAACGAUUUGCAGUUUUCACUCUGGUAUCAAGCAAUUGAAGAACGACAGCGAUUAAAUCCAGCAUCCGAGCAUUGAUCAUCAGUGCCACUGAAGUCUAACAG
Molecule: messenger RNA, 516 nt
Organism: Somion occarium
Lineage: Eukaryota; Fungi; Basidiomycota; Agaricomycetes; Polyporales; Cerrenaceae
Source: the annotation of a GenBank genome assembly